UGCCAUUUCCACUUUGCGUAAUUUGCGGCGAAAAAAAGAAAUAAUACGGCAAACGGCUUAAAUAAUUUAAGUUAUUACGGUGAUAACGAUUGAAUAAAAGACGCGCAUCGGAAAUGUAACUGCUGGAGAGACUCCAUUGGAUGCCCCGAUCUUCGUGGAGGGUCGCGUUUGCGAUUUGCAUACGAAUAAAAUAACAUUUUGAUGCUGAAUUCGAUUUGCGCGCCCGUGUGUGCGUGCGUGCGUGUGUGUGUGUGCGUGCAAUAAAAAUAAAUAAAAUAAUAUCUGCAAUCUCAACAUCAUCAUGUACUAUCCGCCCGCUGAUAGUUAUACCGGUUAUCGGGUGACUCCACCCCAAAUCAACGGCAGCACCACCAGCACCAUCAGCAGCAGCGGCAGCAGCAACAACAACAACAUCCACCACAUCAACAAUAACAAUAACCACAUCUGCAGCAGUGGCAGCAGCAACAACCUCAGUUUGACGACAGCAAUCAGCGGCAGCAGCAACAGAAUGGACACCGACGAUGUGGAAUCGAACACCAGCAGCGCGAUGUCCACACUGGGCUCGCUAUUCUCCUUCACAUCGCCGGCGGUGAAGAAGCUGCUGGGCUGGAAGCAGGGCGACGAGGAGGAGAAGUGGGCGGAGAAGGCCGUCGACAGUCUGGUGAAGAAGCUGAAGAAGCGCAAGGGCGCCAUCGAGGAGCUGGAGCGGGCGCUCUCCUGUCCCGGUCAGCCCUCGAAGUGUGUCACCAUUCCACGCUCGCUGGACGGACGAUUACAGGUCUCCCAUCGCAAGGGUCUGCCGCAUGUGAUCUACUGCCGCGUGUGGCGCUGGCCCGAUCUGCAGUCGCACCACGAACUGAAGCCGCUCGAGCUGUGUCAGUAUCCGUUUAGCGCCAAGCAGAAGGAGGUGUGCAUCAAUCCGUACCACUAUAAGCGCGUGGAGAGUCCGGUGCUCCCGCCAGUUCUCGUUCCUCGCCACUCGGAAUUCGCGCCCGGACACUCGAUGCUGCAGUUCAACCAUGUGGCCGAGCCCAGUAUGCCGCACAAUGUGAGCUAUUCGAACAGUGGAUUCAACUCGCACAGCUUGAGCACCAGCAACACAUCGGUGGGCAGUCCGAGUUCCGUCAACUCCAAUCCCAAUUCGCCGUACGACAGCUUGGCGGGAACACCGCCGCCCGCCUACAGUCCCUCGGAGGACGGCAACUCCAACAAUCCGAACGACGGUGGCCAACUGUUGGAUGCUCAGAUGGGCGAUGUCGCCCAGGUCAGUUACUCGGAGCCCGCCUUCUGGGCGUCGAUAGCCUACUACGAGCUGAACUGCCGCGUGGGCGAGGUGUUCCACUGCAACAACAACUCCGUGAUCGUCGACGGCUUCACGAAUCCUUCCAACAACUCGGACCGCUGCUGCCUCGGUCAGCUGAGCAAUGUGAACAGGAACAGCACCAUCGAGAACACACGCCGUCAUAUAGGCAAGGGCGUUCAUUUAUACUAUGUGACCGGCGAGGUCUACGCCGAAUGCCUGUCCGACUCCGCCAUUUUCGUGCAGUCGCGCAACUGCAACUACCACCACGGAUUCCAUCCGAGCACCGUGUGCAAAAUACCGCCGGGCUGCUCGCUGAAGAUCUUCAACAAUCAGGAAUUUGCUCAGCUGCUGUCGCAGUCGGUGAACAAUGGAUUCGAGGCCGUUUACGAGCUGACAAAGAUGUGCACCAUCCGGAUGUCGUUCGUCAAGGGCUGGGGCGCGGAGUACCAUCGCCAGGACGUGACCUCGACGCCAUGUUGGAUCGAAAUCCAUCUGCACGGGCCGCUCCAGUGGCUGGACAAGGUGCUCACCCAAAUGGGCUCUCCGCAUAAUGCAAUUAGUUCGGUAUCCUAAGCUUAAGAUGAGGCUCGAGUCCUCAAUGGAGACGGAAGAGAAGGAACACAAAACCGGUAGCUAAAUGAGUGCGCGUGAGUGAAAGCUAAGUGUGAAAAGACGUAGAGAACACAGGACAAUGGAGAGAGCAUAGGUCUGUGCCUGAGGAUGGAGGAUCCAUGCCACUCAGCUGCAGAUUUAUAUAGAUGUACGCCAGCUACUCCAAUACCCGCCCUUUGCCCAUAUUUUAUAGUUUAUCGUAUGAUUUUCUAUGCGAAUGUCAUUCCUAAUGCU
This is a messenger RNA of Drosophila mauritiana, 2149 nucleotides long. It is a transcript of the gene Mad, whose product is annotated as protein mothers against dpp. The coding region runs from base 302 to 1876 and encodes 524 amino acids. Gene Ontology annotation, cellular component: heteromeric SMAD protein complex. Lineage: Eukaryota; Metazoa; Arthropoda; Insecta; Diptera; Drosophilidae. The transcript is spliced from 4 exons. Gene Ontology annotation, biological process: anatomical structure morphogenesis; BMP signaling pathway; cell differentiation. The record is from RefSeq and is a predicted model, not a curated record. Gene Ontology annotation, molecular function: I-SMAD binding; RNA polymerase II cis-regulatory region sequence-specific DNA binding; DNA-binding transcription factor activity, RNA polymerase II-specific.